AUGUUAGACACUCCAGUAACAUUCGUUACCAGCGAGAUCCAAGGCAAUGUCCAUAUUUUCAUCCCGGAAACCUUCCACAGAAACCUGGUGGAAGUCAUUGCCAGUAACUUCAGCCGGCGAGUGCAGCAGUCAGUAUCUGUGUUCCAUGACGCCUAUCGACAGAAGUUUCGAAUCUGCCCGCUUCCCCCAGGGUCUGCUGUUAACCCGACCAAUUACGGAAUACUACUUUUCACAUGUGAUUCCUCAGGGCCGAAAGAAUUGAAAGCUCAGGCGAAGACCGCCGAGCCUGAAGACAGCUCAAGUCACAUUCCACGUCCUAGAAAUAGCUGGAUCCUUUACCGCCAGUUCAAAUCGCGCGAACUGAGAAAGGAUCACCCUGGCAUCACUGCAUCGGAACUUUCUACCUUAAUCUCCAACCUAUGGAAAAAUGAGUCUGAUGGCGAGAAGGCCUUCUGGCAAAAGAUGGCCCAAGAAGAAGAUCGAAUGCACAAAGAGAAAUACCCGGGAUAUAAGUACACCACAAAGAGAAACGCUGACAGGAGUAAAUGA
Messenger RNA from Metarhizium robertsii ARSEF 23, 549 nucleotides. RefSeq names its product mating-type MAT1-1-3. Gene Ontology annotation, molecular function: RNA polymerase II cis-regulatory region sequence-specific DNA binding; DNA-binding transcription factor activity, RNA polymerase II-specific. The record is from RefSeq and is a predicted model, not a curated record. NCBI's taxonomy places the organism in Eukaryota, Fungi, Ascomycota, Sordariomycetes, Hypocreales, Clavicipitaceae. The coding region runs from base 1 to 549 and encodes 182 amino acids. The transcript is spliced from 4 exons. Gene Ontology annotation, biological process: cell differentiation; regulation of transcription by RNA polymerase II; anatomical structure morphogenesis.